AUGCCGUCUGCAAGUGCGUGCGUGUCCAUUGCGAUGUUUUUGGUUCUUUUUUUGCGAUUGUCUGCAAGAAAUCGCAGACUUCAAGGAAGGAGAAGAGGUCUACGACGCCUCCAAGUGCUGUUGGAUGAAACUUUGACUGGUGCUCCGGCCAGAUACUGUGCCUUAAACCUGAACAUGCCUGUACUGCGCAUUUGGUUGGAUGUGGAGUCGGAGCUGAGGCAGGAUUUCCGCCUCAGCAGAACAGCAAUGCGCAGUUUACAGAGGCUUUUGCACAGGGAGCAGGACCAUGGCUGGGGUAAUGAUUUGGAAGUCCUCAUCUACACCUAUUGGCUAGCACAUGGACUCUCUUACCGGGUGGUGUCCCGUGUCUUCAACGUGCCAAAGCCUACAGUUCACCGCAUCAUCCACAGAGUGGCCCAGAACAUAUGGGACAAUCUGGGCAGAGCAAUCAGCUUUCCUCCAACAGCGAACCUGCCCACAGUUGGUCAGGGAUUUGCUAACAUUUCGGGAACCCCUGCAUUCCACAAUGUGGUUGGAGCUAUCGACGGCAGCCACAUCCGAAUCAAACCUCCACAGCGUCACAGAUUGGACUAUUUGAAUUACAAAGGUUUUUACUCAGUAAACAUGCAGGCAAUAUGUGACUCUAAUGGGAGGUUUCUGGACAUUUAUGUGGGGUACCCGGGAUCUGUCCACGAUACACGCGUUAUGAAAAAUAGCACUUUUUAUACUGCAAGACGGUAUCCCCCAGCGGGCUACAUCCUUCUGGGUGAUGGUGGGUAUCCCUGUCUGGAAACUCCAAUUUGCCUCAUCACUCCAUUCAAGGAGCCAGUGCAAGGACAAGUACAGCAGAGGUUCAAUUACCACCAGGCAAAGGGGCGCAGCAUAAUUGAGAGGGCGUUUGGAAUGAUGAAGACCAGGUGGAGGUCGACACUUUUCAAGGCUUUAGAGGUGAAGCCCACAUUUGCACCACAGGUCAUCGCUUCAUGUGCCUUUUUGCACAAUGUGUGUAUGGACAAUGGUGACACUCAGGUUCCAGAUGAGGACAUUUUAGGAGAUCGGCACGACCCCCAACCUCCCCGUGAACCCAUGGCAUGCAACGAAACCUCUGGGAAUGAUGUCAGAAACAGACUGGCUGCCCAAGUUUCAGGCAAUGCACAAGCCCCAUGAUGACAAUUGUCAUAUGUAUAUAUGUAUAUAUUUUACAUUUCUUUUGUGUUGACGUUGGUGGUGGUGGUUUUUUACAUUAGUGUAGAUGUUAUCUGUAUAAGUCUGAUUGCAAUAAAUCAUUUCAUACACAGUG
This is a messenger RNA of Gadus macrocephalus (Pacific cod), 1300 nucleotides long. RefSeq names its product putative nuclease HARBI1. The coding region runs from base 1 to 1167 and encodes 388 amino acids. The record is from RefSeq and is a predicted model, not a curated record. Lineage: Eukaryota; Metazoa; Chordata; Actinopteri; Gadiformes; Gadidae. The transcript is spliced from 2 exons.